Molecule: messenger RNA, 350 nt
Organism: Baudoinia panamericana UAMH 10762
Lineage: Eukaryota; Fungi; Ascomycota; Dothideomycetes; Mycosphaerellales; Teratosphaeriaceae
Exons: 2
Coding region: 133-348 (71 amino acids)
Source: RefSeq, a predicted model, not a curated record
UGAUAGUUGCUAGCCAGUACGUGAUAUAGAGACCAAGCGAGGCGUGACCCUAGUAAAUUGCAAUCCAUGGUACCGUUUCGGAAGCCCUCCCAUUCUCUAUAGUCAUUGUGCACACUCCCGAAGUGCUUCAGCAUGGGCUACACCUGGAGGCCGUCUGUCGCUGGGACCAUUUCUCUAGCGCCGAUGGCGGAAAUCCUGCCGAAAUCAGCCAAACAAUGCGCAAUACCUCAAAAGUUUUGCCAUCCAAAGCGGAAAAGAAAUCGUAUUCGGGUCAAUCCGUGGAUCGAACACGGGACCUCUCGCAUAUUUGUGCAUAGGGUGUGCCCUAAGCGAGAAUCAUACCACUAGAC